GCGGGCGCUGUGAUUGGCUGGCGGUCUCCGUACAGUAAGCCGUGUGCUCGCCGCGGACAGGACACCCGCCAUCCCGCUGCCCGGAGCCGCAUGGAGGACGGGAACCUGCUGCCGCUGGCCGGCCUGGCCACCGCCGCCACCACCGGGCUGACCGGGCUGCUGGUCUACAAGCUGCUGAGGAGGAAACCCCCAGUGCAUGUGAAAGUAAACUGCUGGUUCUGUGACCAGAACACGGUGGUGCCCUAUGGAAAUCGCAACUGCUGGGACUGCCCCUACUGUGAACAGUACAACGGCUUUCAGGAGAAUGGUGACUACAACAAGCCGAUCCCGGCACAGCACAGUGAGCACCUCAACCACAUGGUGUCCGGAAGCAGUAUGAUCGCCGAGGCGGCCAGACCCCAGCAGUGGGUGAACUGCCAGCUGCUGCUCUGUAAGAAGUGCAACAAUAACCAGACCACCAAGAUCAAGCAGCUAGCGUCUUUCUUACCCAGGGACGAGGAUCGGUACGACGAGGAGAUCGAGGUGUAUAAACACCACCUGGAGCAGAUGUACAAGAUGUGCCGCCCGUGUCAGACGGCAGUAGAGUGUUAUAUCAAGCACCAGAACAGACAGCUGAGGGCCAUUCUGCUAAACCAUCAGCUCAAGCGGCGAGAGAUGGACAAAGGCUACGUACAGAGUUUUGCAAGUUCCACAUGCACUCGAGCUCCUGUCACCGUCAUUGUCCUGCGCUGCCUCGCGUUCCUCUGCUGUGUGUUCCUUGUCUCAAUGGUCUGGUUGGGUUCUUCCAACCUCUUCUCUCCUUCCAUAAAAGCCUCUCCAAGUUCUGAAGCGCAACCCAGGAACCUGUCCCAGCCUGAUGCCCCUACACAGUCCUCCCUCGUUGAGAAGGUCCUAGAUGUUCUGCCAGAGCACACGCUGGAAAGCUUGAACGAAGCUUGGCGCCUUGGAUGGGACCACCAGAUGGCCUUGGCGUCCUUUGGACUCUUGGCUUGUGUCUUUGCCAUGCUCUUAGCCGGUCGGAUUAGGAUGCGUCGUGUUGAUGCGUUUUCGUCUUUCUUAUGGAUCCUGGUGAUGGGCCUUUAUCUGUCUGAGACCUACUUCCUGAAAGAGUCGCCCACCUGGAUGGACACCGCCAAGCUUGGUACCACCUCCUUGUGUUGCUUGGUUGGCCUGACCUCUGCGGUGGCUACACGGAAAUCAACGGGUCAGCGGAGACCUCGGCCACGAAGGUGUCUCUACGGCGAGGCGACCUGUCCGUUUGGAAGCAUGAACAGCAAUGUGAUUCUCCCAGACCUGCCCACGCCGUUACUCUCCACGCCGCCGGGACUGCUCCAGCUGCUCAACCAGCAGGCCUGUCGCUCUCAUCGCAAAGUUUCCCCCUCCUCACUGCCUGGGCGCCUGAACCGAGCCCUCUCACUGGGCACCAUCCCGUCACUGGCACGGGCAGAUUCCGGGUACCUGUUCAGCGGGAGCCGUCCGGCUUCUCGAUCCUCCGCUCACAAAGAGUCACCGGGAUCAGAUUAUUUUUCCCUGCUGUCUGGAAGCCGGGCUGCCUCCCCUCUUCCGUCACCCACCCCAUCGGUGGCUGGCUCUGCCGCAUCCAGCUGCGGGUCCCUGCUCCACCGGCGUCCCUUGAUCAGCCCUGCCCGCCUCAACCUGCAGGGGCAAAAGCUUGGCUUCUCGACUUCCCAGCUGGAUAGGACACAGAACCCCCACUGCACGGAUGACCUGUACCCAGCCGACAGCAGCCUGUGUCCGCAGGAGUUCACUCCGUUCCCGGCCAAGCCUCACAACCACACAAAGCUGCAUGCGGAGGCUCGGAGCGUGUCCAGCAACACCACGCACAGAGAAGACCGCAACUCGUCCCAUUCCUCAGCCUGCCAGGUGGACACAACCACCGCCUUCCUGGACUCUCCACCGGGCUGGAAAGGCUGUGGCAGGAUGUCUCUAGGCAGCGGCUGCAUGGUGUUAAGCGUCACCAUGAACCUGGUGUUCAUCUCCGCCUACCUGUACCUCGUACUCUCAUGACGUCACUGUCCCUCCUCAUACCUCGGUGAUGCGUCACUUGGUGCUUCUGUAUAUCAUGACACUGCCUGAUUACCUGGACAGAUUCCUCUGCUGCCAAUACCUGGUGCUGCCCCCUGGCUGCUGCACAGGCCCGCACGCCUGCUCCGAUAUCCGUUUCCGUCUCGUUAGACAUGGGACGUUGCUGCAAUCCGUUUCCCCUGGGAGCCGCACUCUAAUGCUGCGGUGAUAACGUUUUAGAAUUACAAAGCAAGAGGAUGCGAUGGAAAAGCAAAUUCUGCGGAUGUUAUUUCUGUCAGACGCAAUUCAGUUUUAGUCCUGUUCAGUCACAGCCGUCUCGGACAUGCCGCCGCGUUGUCAGCGAUUUAAGAUGGAGUUUUAGUUUGAAAUUUUUAUGUUUAAAGUGCGCACUCCCCUCUUCUGUGUACGACGGAGGAGCUCCGAUCUCUCAUGGUGUCUAUUAUCUGUUCAGAAUUUGUUGUAUAUAUUGUAUUGUUCACUGAUAAAUGGUUAUUUUGCAGUGAAAUGGACCCACUUGCGUUCAUGAA
Molecule: messenger RNA, 2573 nt
Organism: Pseudophryne corroboree (corroboree frog)
Lineage: Eukaryota; Metazoa; Chordata; Amphibia; Anura; Myobatrachidae
Gene: TMEM201
Product: transmembrane protein 201
Exons: 11
Coding region: 91-2028 (645 amino acids)
Biological process (GO): nuclear migration along microtubule
Cellular component (GO): nuclear inner membrane
Molecular function (GO): lamin binding; actin filament binding
Source: RefSeq, a predicted model, not a curated record